UAGUUGAUAGUGGCAAAAUUCUACAAUUAAUAAAUCUCGCUUUAUCGAACAAAAUAACGCUUUUUUUCAAGUUCUUUUCGGAUAAAAACGUAUUAAAGUAAUAUAAUUUUAUCGAUUUUUUAGCUGGUGAAGCUAAACAUUACCUUUAUAAUAAUAAAGAUCUUCUCUAAUGACAAAAUAAAAUUAGUUCUUUAUUUAAUUAAACAUAUGUGGUGAUAAAAUGAAUCCCUUAUUACAUACGGUUUUAUUUUUAUUUAUCAUUACAAUAGACAUUGCUGUCACAGAGUUUUCGGCAAAUGAUUGUAAGAUUUUAGGAUUUAAUAAAGCCAAUAUGCUCUGCUCGACCUGCAAACAUUUUGCCGAAUCUAAUCUAGAAAAAAUUUAUACUAUAUGUAAGGAAUGUUGUCUAAAAGAUAACGAUUAUGAAUUGUCUGGAUCAAAACAUUAUCCCAAAGCCAUCCUUGAAGUAUGUACGUGCAAAUUUGGACAAUAUCCACAAAUACAAGCUUUCAUCAAAAGCGACCGACCAAAAAAGUAUAAGAACCUCAACAUAAAGUAUGUAAGAGGUUUAGAUCCGAUCAUUAAAUUGUAUGAUGCAGAAAAUAAAGUUGAAGAUGUACUCGAUAUACACAAAUGGGAUACAGACUCUGUAGAUGAAUUUCUGUCAACUCAUCUUUCUAAGGAUUAAAAUUAAGAAAUAUUACAUUACAUGAUAUUAUUUCUAUUGAACUCUUAAUAAACUAUCCUUUUAAUAUGAAUAUUACAUAUGUAGUACAUAUACAGUACAUGAUUAUGCUUUAUUUUCUAAUAUUGUAUGUAUUCAUAUUGCCUAUAUUUGUUAUCUGUAAUCAUAUACAAAUUCUUUUUUUAAAUCAUUCAAAUCUUAAUAUAAUAUCAUGUUUCAAUUUUUUCAAAAAUGUAUAGCACAUUUUUUAAAUAGAUACAAAGACUUUUGCUUCAUUAAAAUGUCCUAUCUUUACAUAUAACGAGAUCACAAUUGAUCUGUUUCUUCAUAUAUGAAAACAUUAUUCUAUUUUAUUAUUAAAAAUGAUAACACUCAUGCAUGCAAUUAAAAUAAAAUACAAAGUUGAUAAUUUAUAACAUUAUCACUUCCAAUAUCUCUUGAAUACAUAAAUGUUACAAUGAAAAAUCAUUAAUGAUCUUUUAAAGAAAUUGAAUUAAUAAGAGGGAUGUAUUUAUUUUGUUGUGAGGAACAUAUUAAGGUUAGAAAUUCUUGUAUAAUCUUUACCAUUUAUAUUAAUAAAUGAUAUAAGAAUA
This is a messenger RNA of Atta colombica, 1278 nucleotides long. Its product is annotated as 15 kDa selenoprotein. Bases 221 to 688 code for a protein of 155 amino acids. The transcript has 4 exons. Gene Ontology annotation, cellular component: endoplasmic reticulum lumen. Gene Ontology annotation, molecular function: oxidoreductase activity. The record is from RefSeq and is a predicted model, not a curated record. Lineage: Eukaryota; Metazoa; Arthropoda; Insecta; Hymenoptera; Formicidae.